UUGGUGGUAACACUGUUUCCCAAACCAAGAGUAUGCAAAAAGAAGGAUAUGAUGCGUGUCAGUUGGCUUUUGGAGAUUGUUCAACCAAAAAACUAACUAAACCUUUAAAAGGUCAUUUAAAAGAUAUUUCGCCCAAGAGAUAUUUACGAGAAAUAAGGGAUAUGACUGGUUUUGAACUAGGCUCUUCAAUUGAUUUAACCCUUUUUCAAGAAGGCGAAGAAGUUAAAGUUACUGGAAAUUCUAAAGGUAAAGGUACUGCGGGGGUAAUUAAGAGAUACGGUUUCAAAAUUGGGAAUAUGUCGCAUGGUGGUGGUUAUCCCCAUCGAUUAAUUGGUUCUAUGGGUGGCGGACGAGGCACUAACCAAGGUAUUCCGAAGGGUAAAAAGAUGCCAGGUCGGAUGGGUAAUGAAAAAAAUACCCAAAAAUCUGUAAUAGAAAAAAUCGAUAAAGAAAACCAAAUCAUUUUCCUCCGUGGUGCUAUUCCUGGUCAUAAAUUAUUAAUGGUUGGGGUAAAAUGUGAUUUAGAAACUUUGGAGAAAAGGGGGGUUUCAAGACAAGAUAGGGUUAUAGGAAUGGCAAAGGUUUUUUAUCAAACUGAGGAAAAAUUCAAUUACACUUACGAUUUAGUUGUCGAUAAUACUGUAGAGUCUCCUUCUGCUAACGCUAAAAAUAUUAAAACUAAUAAAUGGUAA
This is a messenger RNA of Funneliformis geosporum, 692 nucleotides long. The record is from the annotation of a GenBank genome assembly. NCBI's taxonomy places the organism in Eukaryota, Fungi, Glomeromycota, Glomeromycetes, Glomerales, Glomeraceae.